Rubroshorea leprosula is the source of this 775-nucleotide messenger RNA. The record is from the annotation of a GenBank genome assembly. Lineage: Eukaryota; Viridiplantae; Streptophyta; Magnoliopsida; Malvales; Dipterocarpaceae.
AAACGCAUCUCAUCAUCUCCUACCAAUUCCUUUCUAGUUUUCCUCCAUAACUCCCACAAAUGGAAAUGCUUCGCCAACCCAUUUUUUCAUCCACUUUUGUGUGGAUCAUCAUCAUCUUCUCCAUCUUGCUCCUUCUCCGACCAUCAUACAGCGAUCCCUUGGAUGAGUUCAUAGAGUGUAACCUUUCUGCUUCCUUCCAGUGCGGCGACUAUGGAAACUUUUACUAUCCUUUUUGGAACGACAAUACUUCGGAGCAUUGUCGUCCGCUUGGAUUCCACUUGAAAGACUGCGAAAAAGGGGUUCCCACCAUAGACUUUGGCCCAGAUGGUUCAUUCCAACUGUAGCAGAGAAACCCAUCAGAUUACAGCAAAUUGACGAUUGCUCCAAAGGAUUUAAAGGCAUUUAUUUGUCCAGUGACAACACAAAACAGAGCUCUGCUGCCCCUUUUCUUGAAAUUCUCCGAAACCAACAGAAACUUCACUCUGUUCUAUAACUGUACUCCAUCUGAUGACGUACCGACUGAAAAUAUUACUGAGUGCGGACCUGGAUAUAACAGACUGUUCUACAUGAAUGAUUCGGAUAGGGAUGAUCAUUCCGAAGAGCUGCACAAGUGCUGUAAUAUGACAGUUGCAGUUAAUUUGAUGGGUUUGUACUCCCUGGAGAGCAGAAAGGGAUUGGCUUAUGCUUUGAAAUAUGAUGGGUUUGAUGUGAUGUACAACAUUAGUGCGGUUUUAUGUGAUCAGUGUGAGGGUUUAGGUGGGAUAUGCGAAAACAA